AUGGAGAAAAGCUGGAAGCACUGUUCUUCGAUUUUUGCAGACGGUCAUGCUAGAUCCAGUGCUCUUGGACAUUUGAAAAUAACUGAUGUGCAUACUGGGGGAUUAUUUGUGAGGCUCAUGAACUCUUCCCAAGACAAAGAAUUGGCGAUUGGAAAUCAUUAUCUCCAGCAGAACUUGAACAACCACAAAGUUGCCUCGUACCAGUUCCCUCCCAAUCUUAUAAUGCCGGCCAAGUACACUGUCACCGCGAUUGCCUGGUACACACCUAUUCACUGGAAGCAAACAUGGGAGAAAUUAGAGACCGACACUGAAUUUAACAGAAGCUCAACUGGACCAUCUCAAAAGAGCACAGUCUACCUUCCAACAUCCAUCGUCCCAAUAACUAAAGGAAAACAAGAUCAACAAGAGAAAGGGACCUCGUCAUGGCAGGUGAAGUACAUUCCAGCCCUUCAGAGGGUAAAAGAAAUCCCACCAACCCUUUUUCCCAUUCGAAGCCCUUGGUGUCACAGUCCCGAUACCCCUGGACAUCCCUACAAUCCUCUGACUGAACUGUACAGAGCACCCAACGCUAGACCCCGCAGGGCCACAGGGUGUAGACAUCACUCAGCCUGGCCUGCUGCAUUUCCAUUUCCAGGAAUCAAAUAACACCUCCUCUCUGGUCUAGAAGUACUCUGUAUUUGGGACCAUUCAAUGCACCACUGCGUCCACGUGAUAUGCCAGCUUUGUAAAGCAGAAU
Molecule: messenger RNA, 736 nt
Organism: Echinops telfairi (small Madagascar hedgehog)
Lineage: Eukaryota; Metazoa; Chordata; Mammalia; Afrosoricida; Tenrecidae
Gene: LMNTD1
Product: lamin tail domain containing 1
Exons: 5
Coding region: 1-645 (214 amino acids)
Cellular component (GO): cytoplasm; nuclear envelope
Source: RefSeq, a predicted model, not a curated record